AUGCCGCCCGGGCUGGUCGCUGCCGCUCCCAUCGGCCGCCGGCUCUCGACCGCGGCCGCCACGCCGCUGUCCAGCCUCACCGACGCGCUCCUCGCCACCCGCCUCGCUAGCCACCUCCUCACCACGCCGCACCUACCCGCCACGCUGCUGCCCGCGGCGCCGCUGCCGCUCCCCGUCCACCUCCACAUCCUCCGCCACCCGGCGCUCCCACCGGCCUCCAAGCUCUCCUUCUUCCUCGCCGCCACGCCGCCCGCCUCCCCGCUACUCGCGUCCACCUUCCCCGUCCUCCUCCGCGCGCUCGCCGCCGGCUCCCCACCGCUCCUCGACGAGCUCCUCCCGUUCGCGCUCUCCUCCGCGUCCCCGUCCACCCUCCUCCCCGCCCUCCUCUCAUGUCUCCUCUCCGCUUCGCGCCUCGACGCCGCGCUCUCCCUCUUGGACGCCUCGCCGCCAGACCUCCUCCCCCGCCUCGCCGCAGCUGCUCUCCCUUCCCUCAUAGCCUCCCCGAACCUCAUCGCCGCCGUCCCCGCCAUCCGCAAGCUGCUUCCCAUCGCCUCCCACCCACCACCCGUCCGGGCAACGAACCGCCUCCUCCUGGCCUUAUCGAAGGAGAACCUCUGCGACGACUUCUGCUAUGUGUUCGAAGAAAUGUCGAGGAAGGGCCUCCCUUCGAAUGUAAGGUUAUACAACAUUUGCAUCCACGCGUUUGGCAAGUGGAGGCAGCUGGGUAUGUCGCUGAGGCUUUUCGCAGCAAUGAAGGCCGCCACUCCUCCUAUUGCGCCAGACAUAUGCACGUAUAAUUCAGUCAUCCGGGCGCUUGUGGUUGGUGGACGGGUACCGGAUGCUUUGGUGAUUUUUGAUGAAAUGAAAUCUUCUGGAAUUGAGCCAGAUGUCUUUACUUAUCGAGCAGUCAUGAAUGGGUGCUGCAAGAGUUUUCGGAUGGAUGAUGCACUGCGUGUGUUUCAGGAGAUGCGGGGCAGCAGUGGGGUGAAGAGUGAUGUGGUGGUGUACAAUUCACUUCUCGAUGGGAUGUUUAAAGCAAAGAAGCUUGACGAGGCAUGCGGUUUUUUUGAGACAAUGGUGGCUGAUGGAAUCCAAUGCUCAGCAAGCACACACAACAUUGUGAUAGAUGGGCUGUUUAAGAAUGGGAGGGCAGAAGCAGCAUGUCGGCUUUUUUACGAGCUAAGAAGGAAAGGGCAACUGUUGGAUGGAAUUGCUUAUAGUAUCAUGGUGAGGGAGUUCUGCAAGGAGGGGAUGGGGGACCAAGUUGCAGAGGCCGUAGAGUUGGUGAAGGAGAUGGAGCAGCAAGGCUUCAGCGUUGAUUUGGUUACAAUAACAUCAUUGCUAAUAGGUUUUAACAAGAGUAAACGUUGGGACUUGGAAGAGCAAAUAGUAAAGUUUAUAAGGGAUGGCGCUGUAUUGCCGGAUGCCAUUCGGUGGAAAUCAAACAUGAUGGUUGCCUUGAGAGGACCUCACGGUAGAGAGAAAGAUGGGACACCACUGUUUUCCUUCGAUGGUAAUAUGGAUGAUGUGAUGAGUUUGAUUAACCAUGUGGGACAUACAGGUACUGAUGAAGAAACUCCAAAUAGUGAUCCCAAGGAUGAUUGGUCACUGUCACCACACUUGGACCAUCUUGCUAAACAUGCUGACAGUUUGAACAGCUCUGCUGUAUUUACAAUGCACAGAGGGCAGAGGGUGCAAGGUAUGGGUGCCAAGACUUUUGAUGCUGACAUGGUCAAUACAUACUUGUCAAUUUUUUUAGCCAAAGGGAAGUUGAGUGUUGCUUGCAAGUUAUUUGAGAUCUUUACGAAUCUAGGAAACAAAGGGACAAGUUAUACAUACAAUUCACUGAUGACCUCCUUUGUCAAGAAGGGCUAUUUGAAACAGGUAUGGGCAAUUCUUCAUGAAAAGGGUGGACAGCUCUGCCCUAAUGAUGUAGCAACAUAUAAUCUAAUCAUUCAAGGUCUUGGCCAGAUGGGGAAAGCAGAGGUUGCUAGCACAAUUAUUGAUCGGUUGUCAAAGAAAGGUCUUUACAUGGACAUUGUCAUGUAUAACACUUUGAUCAAUCAGUUGGGAAAGGUCGGAAAGGUUGAAGAAGCAGGCUGCUUGUUUGAGCAGAUCAUCAGAAGUGGCAUGAAGCCAGAUGUUGUUACUUUUAAUACAUUGAUCAAUAUUAAUGCAAAAGCUGGUAGACUAAAGGAAGCUGACAAAUAUUUGAGGAGGAUGAUCACAGAAGGCAUUGCGCCAAACUAUGCCACAGAAACAAUAUUGAUUUUCCUUGAUAAGGAGAUUGAAAAGAGAAGGCAGCAGCACAAAUGA
Messenger RNA from Miscanthus lutarioriparius, 2316 nucleotides. NCBI's taxonomy places the organism in Eukaryota, Viridiplantae, Streptophyta, Magnoliopsida, Poales, Poaceae. The record is from the annotation of a GenBank genome assembly.